UAGCUAGAACAGAAGAGUUGGGUUUGUGGGUUGUUGCCACCUGCAUUGAUAACUUUGUUAAAAUCAGUAAAAAUAUACCAGCUAUAUUUUAUGAAAUGCUGCAUAUUUAGACUGGAAUAAAAUGAAGUGUCUUGUAUUAGCUCAAUAAUGUGGAGAAAAACCGCUAGCUUAGGCUACAGACGCUACUAAUUUGUGUUUUUAAAACUCAAGAUUUGUAAGAGUGGAUUGGGCUAUAUUUCCAAUCCGCAGACAAUGUUUUGGUGUAUGUCAUAUCAUUAGACAUACUGAAAGGAAUGAAUCCGUUUUAUAAUACGAGUAUAUUUGCAUAGUUUCAGGUUUUUUUAUCAAAAACACUUUACGGGUCGGAUAGUCAUUAUGUUUUAUAGUACUCUUGAUACAAAAUUUCGUAAGUGUACUUGGACCGUUCGUGACUUCAAUGAGUGUUUUAUGUCUGUAAAGAAACUAUUCCACAAAUUGUCCAAUGGGCCAUUGUCUCAGUUGUUUCGAAAAUCAAGCUAAUGCUGAUGUCACAGCUUCCCAUAGAAAUAAAGAUGAUAUGACAGAGAUUGUAGCUUCCCACCAGGUGCCUGCUGUUACUAUUACUGAUUAUCUACAAGGAGUGCCACUACUGCCUGACAAUGACAACACUGUGAACAAUUGCCGCUAUGCUAGUAAUAUGAAUAAUGAUAACAUAAUAAAUACUUUUGGAGAAACAUGUUCUACAGAAAUGGUAAACUCACAGAAGCCAUACACUGACAAGGUGCCUAAACCUUUCUAUCAAAAGUUACCCUCGAUUCCGAGAACAAUGUCCUCAUUGGCUUCAUGUGAACCUCGGACCUCAGAAUCAAAGAUAAAUCAGUUGUUUGACCAAUAUAAGGACUCAUUGGAAGAUGCCAUCCUUGCAGAAGGCAUUGAAAAUCUUUGUAAUGAUUUACAAUUAAAUCCAGAUGAUUUUAAGGUCCUUGUACUGGCUUGGAAAUUAAAUGCUAGUCAAAUGUGUAGAUUCACAAAAACAGAGUUCAUACAAGGAUUAAAGAAUAUGAAAACAGACUCAAUUAAAGGUAUACAGCAUAAACUAAAUGAGGUUAUUAGUGACUUGAACAGAGAAUCUGAGCAGUUUAAGGACUUGUAUAGAUUUACAUUUAAAUUUGGGUUGGACGUGAGCACUGGUCAAAGAAUUCUACCAUCAGAUAUAGCUAUUUUGCUCUGGAGGUUGGUAUUUACAAACAAUGAGCCUCCCAUACUUGAUCGCUGGCUUAGUUAUUUAGAAAAGAACACUCACAUCAGAGGGAUCCCCAAGGACACAUGGUACAUGUUCUUGAACUUUUGUGAAUUUGUGGGUGAUGAUCUCAGCAGCUAUGAUGACACGGAGGCUUGGCCAAGUCUCUUUGAUGAUUUUGUAGAACAUGAAAAUGAUCAAGUUAAUCAAAAUGUCACAAAGAAUGACAUCAAAAUACAGGAUUGAAUUCCUACAUUUGCCAAAAUAUAGUAUAAGUACUUAAUGAAAGAUUAUUGAUAUUAAAGAGACUGAUAUAUCCUGUAUUGGUUAAUACAUUAAUUUUUGUGGAUGAAUUAUGAUCAUGCAGCUUGGAUCUGUAGUAAAUCAUUGAUGUAUUUUGAGAAUGUCUUGUGUUAUAUAUUAAAAGAGAAUUUUUUUUAUUGGUGAGUUAUAACUUAUAAGGUCAUUGUGACUAAGGUUUUCUGUAUUAAUUUAUUAUAAUGUUAUUUAGACCAGUUCCUGGAAAUAUAAGCCAUAUAGUGAUCACACUCAUUUGCAAAGUUUUUGUGUCAAAUAUUAACAUCAUUUUUAUUUUGGUACCUGGCUAUAAAAGAAUACAUUUUUUGUAAAUAUAUUGCUAUAUUUUUACAUGAUAGUUGUGGUUGAUUUUCAAGUACAUAGUGUAAAAGUUUUGUAAAGAUAUGACAUUCCAUGUUGGAAUUUUAUUAUUUGAUGGAAUAAGCCAUAUUCUAACGUCCCUAAUUCAUUGUAGCUUCAGUUCAGAAAUCAGCGGUACUCAACUAGCGGCCAAUUUUUGCGCCAGGUGAUCCUGGUAAAGAUGCAUAACCUUGAUCUUAACAUCACCUUCUUCGGCUUGGGGCGUCUCAUUAAAAAAGGUUGAAUACCGCUGGUUCAGGUGGUCUACUUUGUCUGCAGAGCUAGUCUCUAUUACAUGCAUUUUGUCCAUUUCAAAAGCCAUCGAAUGUUACCACACAAAUCAUUGCACAAACAAAUUUCUUGGCAUGAGGUAGCAAAAGAUGCCUGUAAACAAUCAUUGUCUUGCUGCAGAUAUAUAUGAAGUUCCAUAUUUAAUAUUUUAGUUAGUGUAUCAUUCAAGUAAAAAAUAUUUAAAUACAAAUUUAGUUUUUCCUAUUUUUCAAAUUUAGUUUCUCUAUUUUUGAAGAAAUAAUGUCGAAAGUGGUAAACCACUUUCUUGGCUGACUGUACAAGGACAUUACGUUGCCAGUAUAAAAUAUUGUAAGUAUAGAGUUUUCUCAGAAUAUGAGUAUAAUCGAUUAAACAAUUUUUCUGUCGGUUAA
Molecule: messenger RNA, 2538 nt
Organism: Leguminivora glycinivorella
Lineage: Eukaryota; Metazoa; Arthropoda; Insecta; Lepidoptera; Tortricidae
Gene: SCCRO3
Product: DCN1-like protein 3
Exons: 3
Coding region: 482-1465 (327 amino acids)
Biological process (GO): positive regulation of ubiquitin-protein transferase activity; protein neddylation
Cellular component (GO): ubiquitin ligase complex
Molecular function (GO): ubiquitin-like protein binding; cullin family protein binding; ubiquitin conjugating enzyme binding
Source: RefSeq, a predicted model, not a curated record